AUGGCUUCUGCUUUCUCUGCCUUAGGCAAGAUUCUUAAGAUGGGCUGUCAGCCAGAUACGAUUUCUUUGAACACACUGAUGAAGGGCCUUUGCAUCAAUAAUGACGUUGGAAAGGCCUUGGAUUUUCAUGACGAUCUGGUAGCAAAAGGAUUUCAGUUAAAUGCAAUUAGCUAUGGCACACUGAUCAAUGGACUAUGUAAGACUGGAAAAACAAGAGCUGCCAUUAAAUUCCUCAUAAAAAUGGCGAGAGGGCCAGUUAAGCCUAACUUAGUUAUGUAUAGUACGAUUAUUGAUGGCUUUUGCAGGGAAAGACUCAUAACUGAAGCUUGUGAUUUAUUUCAUGAAAUUAUUGAUCACGGAAUAUCUCCUAAUGUUGUAACCUGCAGCUCUUUGAUACAUGGUUUUUGUGUCAUGGGUAAACAGGCAGAAGCUACAAAAGUGUUCAAUGAAAUGAUACUUCAAGGCAUCAACCCUAAUGUGUAUACUUUUAGCAUAUUGGUUGAUGCAUUUUGUAAGGAAGGAAGUAUGACUAAAGCUGAAGCUUUUGUUGCUAUGAUGAUGAAGUAUGGUACAAUGCCUAAUCAUUUUACUUACAACUCUUUAAUGGAUGGUUACUGUUUGAUCAAUAAUGUUGGUGAGUCAAGAGAAUUACUCAAUAAGAUGGUCAAUAGUGGUUUGGCUCCUGGUAUUAUUACUUAUAGCAUUAUGAUUAAUGGACUUUGUAAAAUCAAGAUGGUGGAUGAUGCCGUGAAUCUCUUUAAAGAAAUGCGUCAUAAAAGCUUGACUCCCAAUACUAUCAUCUAUAGUUCCCUUAUCGACGGUUUGUUCAAGUCAGGCAGAAUCUCUGAUGUGCAAGAUGUUAUUUAUGAGAUGCAU
Messenger RNA from Neltuma alba, 876 nucleotides. Its product is annotated as pentatricopeptide repeat-containing protein At1g62914, mitochondrial. The annotation marks the transcript as partial. The record is from RefSeq and is a predicted model, not a curated record. Lineage: Eukaryota; Viridiplantae; Streptophyta; Magnoliopsida; Fabales; Fabaceae. Gene Ontology annotation, molecular function: mRNA binding; protein binding. The transcript has a single exon.